UUGUAAGCAAGUUUUUUUUGACUAAGAUGAUCACGCUUUGAGAAUCUUCCAACGUCGAAUGCUGUGCAUUUAAAUAUGACUGUGGUGACCGUUACUGUUCCAAAACCGAUCGGCCAUCUUGGUUAGUUCGGUCAUCACCGUUCGUUUUUCCAUCUUGGCCUGAAAAGCUAUUCCUAUGAAAUGAAUUUAAUUUAAUGAACUUCCAUGACGUAUUACCUUGAGAGUGCUAUCGUCAGCAGCAGAGAAUUGCAGGAGGAGUUGGUUGUUAUUUUCCAACUCUGCAGCCUGCUGCAGAAGUCCUUCCAGCAACUCCUGGUCUCCCGCCAUCUGCUCCUCCAGUUUACGAGCUUCAGCCUCCCUCGUCAGUUGCAGAAUGGAAGGAGGUCGAGGCGAGAGCGCGAGCUCGCGCAACGUUCUCGACGAUGAGGGAUCUGAGACGAGCCCUGGUCUUUCAUACAAGAUUUUCGUGAGGAUGGAAGAGCUGCUCGACAAAUUGAAACUCCUCGACUACGACCACCUCUUCGUCAUGAAACUCAGGAUGAAGCCACUGAACAGACAUUACUUCGCACUGGCCACCAGCACUGGGGAGCAGUUCUACAUAUUCGUGUCGCUGGCGGUGUGGCUGAUUAAUCGUAACGGCGGCAACAUGGAGCAGCCUCAGGAGACUGACGAACCUAACUCGGUCAUCUCCAACAUACUCGACUACCUUCGGCAACAAGGUGAGACCCUGGAUUUUCCUCCCAGCAAACUGAAGACGGGCAGCGGCGAGCAAGUGAUCCACGUGCUUGACUGCCUCGCUGACUUGGCACUCAAAACGACCGGCUUUGGCUGGCAAAAAACUGAAUAUCCUGUUGAGGUUGAGAAAGAAGAAGAGGAAGGGGAGGACGAUGCAGAGGUCACCAUAGAGAAAGUCGAGGAGGAGAUGCAGGAAAUUUACGAAGAUGACGAAGAAGAGGACGAAGAAAACAUCCGACAUCUCGAUGACUUCGCCGACCUAACGCGGACGAUUGGUGGUCAGAUGGACAGGCCUGAACAGAUACUGCAUUCCAACACCACGUCUGAGGAAUGGCGUCUCGAGCUCGAACGAGUCCUGCCACAACUGAGGGUUACUCUCAAGACUGACCAGCGUGACUGGAGAUCGCACAUUGACCAGAUGCACGAGUAUCGCAGCAAGAUCGACGAGUCGCUGGUCUACGCACAGAAGCAGCUCGACGCGCUGCACUCCGAGAUAGCGCAAAGCCUCGAGAAAAUUGGCUCUAGGGAGAAAUACAUCAAUGCGGAGGUUGAACAGCUGCUAACGGAGUACAGAAAUCUCCAGAACCAGUCAUCGGAGACACAGGAGCAGUACAAGUCAGUGUCGGCAAACCUCACCCAAAAAUCGCACGAGUUGGCGCAGAUCACAGACCAGCUCGACAGAAUCAAGCAGGAGAUGGAGGAACGAAGUUCCAGCAUGACUGAUGGAACUCCGCUGCUGAAUGUACGCCGGGCGCUGACGAGGGUGAAGAACGAGCUGACGGCGAUCGACGUUCGUAUCGGCGUGGUGCAGCAGAAGCUCCUGAUGACGCAGCUACGGGACAAAACCAACAUGCAGCGAGACAUGAACGCGCCCGUACACAACAACAUGGACAUGGGACUUUACUGAGAGACUACGCAUUUUUUAUCUCCAUUUGAUUGGGCUCAAAAUACACCAAGAAGGGACCGAUUUAUACCAAAUUUAAAUUUGUCAAUCUUCUUCAUAUGUCGAUGGGGUAAAAUUAAUUUUCUUGUAAUAUUUAGGUUAAUUGAAUUAUAUAUUAUAUUUCGAUCGUAAAGAGACAACGCUUAGUAAAUAUGGUCUCGA
Messenger RNA from Hyalella azteca, 1840 nucleotides. It is a transcript of the gene IFT57, whose product is annotated as intraflagellar transport protein 57 homolog. Gene Ontology annotation, cellular component: centrosome; cilium; intraciliary transport particle B. The coding region runs from base 374 to 1642 and encodes 422 amino acids. The record is from RefSeq and is a predicted model, not a curated record. NCBI's taxonomy places the organism in Eukaryota, Metazoa, Arthropoda, Malacostraca, Amphipoda, Hyalellidae. The transcript is spliced from 9 exons. Gene Ontology annotation, biological process: intraciliary transport; non-motile cilium assembly.